CACAAAUCACAACAACAUGGCGGACAUGUCUCCGCUCAUCUAUCUCUGUUUUUGCAUCACGUUUAAGUGGCGCGAUAUUGUAAAUCAUCUGUGUGAAGCCCAGUAGCCGUGAUGAAUAACCAGGCCUUAGUUACUCACCCGUUUGAUCGCGAAGAGGAAGUAUCUUUGGAACAACUAUUCACGUCAUUCUGUAACCAUUUGAGUCUUGGUCAAUGGGAAUUGACGCGAGUCUGUCUGCGGGGCUUAUUCGAGAAGAGGAACCAGCUAAAAAAGCCGUUAAAAGAGAUUUUGAGAGCGGUUAUUGAUCAGCCGCAUCAUGCAAGGUAACCGGCUUUAUACUACUACAUGAGAAAUUUCUGCAAUCUGAUUGGCUUAGAGCAGUGGUAUUUCAGCUUAAUUGUGAAAAUUACAAACUUUUUGCGAGUAGUAGUAUAAACAAAUAAUAGCAUAAUUUGUACGUGAUAUUUGACAUAAAUACCACUUGUGAUAUUUCAAAAUUGUCUCAAUUUUCACUUUCCUAACAGCUUGUGAAAUUAUGUAUAACAAUUUCGAAAAAUGACUCGUGAUAUUUAUGCCAGAUAUCACUACAGAUUAUGCUAUGACCUAUACUAUUUUUACAUGUACACACGACAAGCUACAUUAUUAUUUGAAACCCAUACGCCCUUGUUGCGCCCCUGAGUCAUUCCAUCUGAUAUCCCACCCUCCCCUCUCCCUGUCUGGAGGGCAAAUUGUCCAGUUAUGUAAUUUUGACCUAUAACAAGGAUGUUAGAAUUGAAUGGUCCUACCCAACCUGAUCCUUGGGGUGAAGACUUGGAUAGUAGGCAAAGACAAGUGGCUGUGCAGUAAGUCAUGGAACUAGUGAUUCAACUCCCACCCUCACCACUAUAUCUCACUACUAAUGUGUCAACUGCCUGCCAUAAUAAAAUAAUCAUAGGACGAGUGAGUCAGUUUAAAAAAAAAAGAAAUGUUUAUUUUGAUGUACAAUGCUGGGAAUUAUUAAUUGCAGUUGUGGCUCCAAGUCUGUUCCUUCUCCUUUUCAUUUAUCAUGGCUAUGUUUGGUGGAGUAUUUGGAUUUGUUUGUUGAUGAGGAGGUGAGUAUAUUAUUUAAUGACAUUUUUUUCUGUUCUUAUGCAACAAUGUACCGAGUAAAAUGAGGUUUGACUAUUUUGACUUUUUACAGGAUCAAAUUCCAGAACAAGUUGUGAGAAAAGUAGAAUUUGGCCUUCUACUUUAUCUUGCUUGUCAGAAUGCUCCCCAGAAUGUGAUUCAGGUGAGGUAGAGUGAGUUAACCCUUUAUGCCCCAAGAUCCACAUGCAAAUUCUCCAGACUGAUCUCCAUGCAUUUCUUUUAAGAAUAGUGGAGAGAAUUUGGUCAAAGAUCAAAGCAUUCUCUCUUUGUUAACCCUUAAAGUCCCAAGAAUGACAAACACCAAUUUUCUCCUUACAUUAUCAGUAUGCGAUCAAGAGAAGAGGUUAUGAGAAUUGAUAAAAUGAUCACCAAAGGAAAAAUGCUCUGAUUAUUUUUCAUAUUCUCCCAACUAAUUCGGUGAAGAAAUGUAUAGAGAUGAGUGUGGAGAAUUUGUAUGAAGAUAUUGGGGCUUAAAGGGUUAAUCAAUUUAGUAAUUCUCAUAACCUUUACUCUUGAUGAUCUGCUGAUUCUUGUAGGAGAAAAUUGAUGUUGGUCACUCCAAGGACCUAAAGCCAAAAGGGUUGAACUGCUAUAUUCUCCUUCCAAUUUGCUUUGCAUGUGCUUUUUAAUCAAAGGGGAAAUUUAGUAAUAAAUCAGGAGUCACAUGUACCAGUAACUUGUUCUUACUGCUACGUUAUAGUUAUGACUGCAAGUACAGUGGUCUAAUAUGUUCCUAUUACCAUGAAAAAUCAUUUAUUGUAUUUAUGAAUGACCAAAAAUGGUUUACAUUCUAUGCAAUUGAUUAUGAUGUUGAUGACUGAUGUCUAUGCUAAAAAUUUGGGAAAAGCUGGAUUGAUCCAGAAAAAUUUAUAGAAGGUACUGAAAGUUAAAUAAAGUGUCAGAGUUAAUAAAAUGCUGAGACUACAUUUUUAUUCUUAAUCCUUUAACUACAGGAUAUAGAUGAUUACCACAGUCAGAUUGUAUACAGAGACCCUGAUCUGUUUGCUUCUGGAGUAUCAGAUCUUCCUUCCUCCACACUUUCCUACUUGAAACAACUUCUCUCCGAUAACCCACAGUUUGGUCGAGCAGUGAUCAAUGACCUUACCUCGAAAGGAAAAGGUUUUUUGAAAAACAACCAGUUGUUACAGCAGCUCUAUUUAGAUCUCAUUAAGGAGCAGUUAAAGUUGUUGGAUGGUGAUGAUGUGCAGUUUGCAUUACAUGACAGAGAGGAAAGCAUGCAAGAUUUGAAAUCAAAACAGUGUAAAUUUAUUUAUCAAAUGCUUUCGUACAUGAACCCCAGCUUAGAAAUGGUCAGCUUGUCUACGCAACUUGAUGAACUGUUCCGGAAUCUGAUAAACCACACAUUCCGUGACCACAGUUGCCUUGACAAGGGAAAUUUAUAUUCUUGUCUCCUAAGCCAGCCAUCAUCUUAUUUGAUUGAAAAGUUCUGUAGAAUUGAAAAUCAAAUGAGAUUUUCGGUUGAGAGCCUUCCUGAAGUCCAUCUGUCUAGGUUUGCCAUGCAAGGAUUCAAGCAACAGAGCAUUUCUCUGGCGUGUUUGUUAUGUUAUGCUCAGUCCUUUAUGAAGAACAGGAAAGAUGCUUGGCAGUACCUGUAUUUUCACGCACUGGAAGGAUACCAUGUUUUGGAAAAUGUAGUGGUGAGACUAAGUUAAUGUUAUCAUGAUAAUUGUUUUAAAAGUGACUGUAUAAUUAUUGCUCUUUCUUGAAGUGCCUUCUUAAUCUGUUGAAGUUAUGAAGAUACAUGUUAGAAAGAUGAAUAGCCUUUGAAAAUAGAAAGGGACAAAAUUCUUUUGAUAGACAGCAGGGGACAAAUUUUAAUUUGACCACAUCUAAGGAAACAACUUUAAAAAUUUUAGGACAAUCAUAUCCCCUUAACUUUCAAUAAUACUUAUUGUUCCUGUUGCUUUCCAACUUAAAGAGAUUCUCUAAAGCACAUAACUUCUUUUAAUUUUGUAUAUCAUAGGGAUGACCCUCUGUUGAACUCUUAUCCUUUUCCAUUAGAUGGAAAAUGCACUAAGACCGACUUCUAUCCUCUUCAUAGGGGAUGCCCCCAUAAUUGAAGGACAUUGUGUGAGAGAAAAGACAAGCAGAGUAUAGUGUGUUACUGAUUUUCUUAGGGUUCAACCCUUUAUGAAUGGCUAUCACAUUCUGUGGGAGAAGAGACACACUUUUGACUGUCUACCCUGUGGAAAGAGAGAUACCCUUUUGAUGGACUGUUAUCCUGUCCCAUCCCAUCCCAUCCUAACCCUAUCCCAUCCUAACCUCAUCCCAUCCCAUUCCAUUUCAUUCCAUCCCAUCCCAUCCCAUCCCAUCCCAUCGCAUCCCAUCCCAUCCCAUCCCAUCGCAUCCCAUCCUGUCUUAUCCUACUGCAUCCUAUCCCAUCCUUAAUUUUCUGAUCUUGUUCACUCUGCACUCAGCCAUGAAUUUAGUUCACUAGGUAGUUGAAGGACGCCUAUUAAUGUAAGCUUCAAGCUUCGUUAGGCUUCCUUGUCACAUUAAUUUUAUAAUUUAAUUAACAACUUUUAUUCAUGUUGUAUAAGGUUUUGUGAGUGACUAAAUAAAUAAAAUAAUAAUAAUAAUAAAAUAACCUUGUGAUGUAAACCUCUGUCUCUUUUUGGGAGGGGAAAAACCCUGUUAAACUGCAGGCAUCCAAAUCCUGUGGGAUAACACUCCAAUGGAUUGGCUGACCCAUCGAGGGAGAAAACCCGUACUUCUAGGUGCCUCAUUCUAUUUAACCUUCACAAACCUUCAGCAAGACCUAGACCUGCGUUGGUGUGCUAAAUGUACUAUAUCUUAACCAUUGUGUUUGAUUCUCAGGAAACAGCCCUUGUAUUUGUUAAAGAAGGUGACUUUGAACAGCUCACACAGUUGCUUUCACCAGUGGAAUUUUCCAGGCUUAAGCCACUGGUUCUUCUCUUAGGCUGGCCUUACUGCUACAGCUGUGAAAAUGCCAGGAAUCUACUUGAGGCGUUAUGGAAUCCUUCUGUAAGCUUUAAUUAGUAUUAUUUUUUGUCUUUUUCUGUCAGUAAGAAAUUCACUUGCCUCAAGUUACUUAUGACUCUGCCUGUUAUAUUGUGUGAACAUAAUGUCUGAUUUAAAAAUCGAGGCCGGUUUUGAGCCAAACAAGAGCACAGCUUAAAAUUCCAGUUAGUCGCUACAUAGUUCUUUAAAGAAAAUUUAUUCUUGUAAAUUUUGUUCUUUUUUUGUGUGUUUUUAGGAAAGGGCAGCUCAUCCUUUACUACACCAGGCCUGCCAAAAACUAGCUUAUCAAGUUCAACUUGUUCAGUGGUGUACUGAAAAGGCUCGGUAAGGCUAUGUUUAGAUUAUAUCGGAGAGCUUUUGUGCCGGUAUAGACUGCAAAACAGUCCGUAUUUUUGCGUAUUCAAGUACGCGCGAGCAGUCAAACAGAAGGUCUGGAACGAAGCUGAAAACACAGUCACACGCCCUACUGGCGUGUGAGGCUCGCGCGCUUCGCCCGCGUAAGACUCUUAAGCCACGCUUUACCGAUUUCUUUACUGAUUUUGAGAAAAAAACCGACUGUUUUGCAGUCUAGUGCCGGUAUGAAAACCAUACUGAACAGGGUUUCUGUUUACACAUAAGAACGGUGAUUUCGGUGUGAUUUCUGUAACAGAUCGAAGCUGCGCCGCGCCGAUCUCCAAAGUGGUGCGUCACAAAUGGGAUAGAUUUUGUGCCACCCUUUGGGGCAGUGUAAACAGGUAUCUAAUCACUCAGACCAUAGCAGAAAAGUAGCAGUGAGCACUGGAAUCCACAUAGACCUGCUACAAGUCGACCUCUCAUACGUUCUUAAAAGUGAGCAAAGCGGGGAUGGGGGGAGGGGGGGGGAGGGCUGUACAACAUUCUUAUUGGCAGGAAAUUACAUGCCCAGCUUCGCUUUUGAAAAACUUCUUCUUUGGAGUACUCGGAUGUUUUCUUCUGAACCGCUCGAGUCACUGACUGACAAACAUUUUUAUCAUGUAUUCACCAGACAUAAAAUUCACCAUCACAUUUCCAUCAAAGAAAGUAUUAGUAAGCAAUAUCAUCAUUUUUGUCUCUCCAUUUUAGUCCUUUGUUGGCGUCAUCUGAAUCGGGAUCAACUCGUCACCAACAAGCUUCAGAAAUGUUCCAAGGCCUUGAGUCGCACUCUGUAUUACAUGUCCUGCACAAGUCUGUCAGCCUAGCGUAUCUUCCCGAGAAAGAAGUCUUUGAACUUUUAAGAAAGAGACCUGUAUUUACUCCUUUGGAGUCAGGCAAAGAAUUGCAAGACGAAGAGGAAGAAACUGUUGGAAAAAAGCAAGAUGGAGGUGAUGGUCUUCCGAAAAGACUUGGUGGGAAGCGAGAAAAUUCCGAAAUUCAUCCUGAAGUUCAAAGGGAUAUCUUUCUCUACCAUAGCUAUUGUGCACUAAAGAAUUUUAUGGAGGCUGUUGCGUCUUCAGCAGAAGAUUUCUACGGAAAAGCGCUUGACAAGAGCUCGCAGAGUUCAACAUCAGUCACAAGUGGUGAUGCUGAAUUAGGGGUUGAGGAGAAGACGUAUCUUACACAAGUUGAGAACAAGCUAGAAGCUGGAAAGGCUCACUUAGCCCAAGUGUAUCCUUUGACUUACCGAGUGGAGAUUCUAGAGAAUAUCUUUAGUCUCCUAUUUGGUACUUUUGAAGACUUGUAUGAAGGUAGAACUCAGCAAAAUGAGAGCGAUGAUUUAGACACAGUGGAUGAAGAAACGCGGAGUUUAUCAACCAGCAAUCGCACAGCGAGUUGGGAGAGUCUUGCGAGCUCUGUCGAACUAUCCGUUGACGUCCAUGGGUCGUUCAGUCCCACUAAAGACCAAGAGAAAUUAACGAGCCCAGUAUCCCUUCCAACUGCCUCUGAGUCUCAGCACAAACAAAAAGAAACUUCCACCCCUUCUGGUGUUGAUUCCUCAUCUCGUCGCCAGCUGUUUACACAUAAGAGAUCGGAGUCAGAUUCAAUUUUGUUUAAAAAAUUAAAGGAUGCGACAGGAGAUGAUAAAGCUGCUGAGUCUCCCGUUUCUCGAGAUGAUACUGUUAAAACAACACAAUCGGAGAAUGAUACUGUUCUCUCCAGUAAAGGAUCGUCACGAACGGCUGUUUCUGAUGAAAAUGAUUUAAAAUGUGAGUUUGUGAUUGAUGAUGGUGUUGUUCCCAAUGUGUUGAAGACAAUUAAGGAAUGCGUGAUGGAACUUAAUGCCGCAAAGUUUGCUGAACUCAAGAAAGGUACGUCUCCUGGACUGUUUUGUUGUGAGUGUAUGUAGUUCGAAACCUCCUCACCCUAAUACAUUAGGCAACACCCAGCCCGGUUUCCCUUGAAAAGGUGUUGACUUUAAAUGAAGAUCAAUCACAAUUUUGGGCAAAUUUUUAACCCCUUAAUUCAUUUUCCGGUCUUUUGAUUACCUGCGACUGGUGAUUAACAAGUAAAGAUAUUUAGGGGUCAAUUUUCUGACCCGUUACGAUUGAUUCAUUCCUAAGCUUUUCAUUUUUCGAUGAGUUAAAGUUUCAGACAAAACGUACAGAGAUUCCCCUGAUCGUCUCCCUUAUUCUCAGGUAUAGCGAUACUCACUGUUCUUAUACAAAUGUGUAAAGAAUGAAACGAAGAAUCUUUUGUUUCGAGAACCAACUGAAGUGCGCUUUAAAAAGGCGCUUCCGGUUGGCCCAUUUUAUAUCUAUAGGUGACGUCACAACCUCGUUCCCAUGGUUCUCACUAACCCGACCGUACGGAGGAAAGAGGGACGGGUAGGAGAAAACCCUGGGAACGAUGUUAAUGACGUCAGUGUGGGUGCUGCUAUAUUUUAAAUGAUUUUUGGAAUCUUUGUUACUGAAUUCCUCUGUUUUGUUUCUAUGUAGGAAGAUCGGAACAAAGCUCAGAGAGCGAAGAAUGGCUUCAAACGUCUGUUCGCCAUAGCUCAAUGGAGCAGCGCAUCUCCCGACUCGGUCAGUUCAUCAAUGAAGCACAAUGGAGAUUCCAGCUGGUGUCCUGGGACAACGGAAUCAAUCGACAGAUAAUUAGGAGUUCCAGGAAAAGGAUGAACAGGAAACUGCAGCGCAUAGCGAGCUCAGACGAGAACUGGAAAGCAGUAGCAGCUCAAGAUGAAGACUCGGAUGACACUUUGACAGAAGGCACUAGCGGUGAGAACUGAGAGAUAAAACGCUUUGAUCGCUGUAAACAGUGCAACGAUUUUUAUGAAAAUUUCCAAAUUUCUGAGGGAAAGAAAUGGUACCAUGUGAGAUUAUUGCUGAAGAGUUUUCUUUUGAAUGGUCACUUCGUAGACUUUCAUCCAUAGACUCAAAAGUAAGAACCUGUUUAGACAGUGCAAUAUGAUUGUACCUUGAUGUGAAAAAAAACUUGCUAGAUAGGUUUCAUUUGAAUGGUCACACUGAUGAGGAGGUUGGUUUUAAAUGGUCCCGCCUUCGACCGCCACGUUUAACUGUUGAUCUUUGGUUUUUGACGAAAUGCGCAUGAUCAGCAAACAAUUGCGCUGGCAAGAUUAACUGGCAAGAUGAUCGCUUUGGAUUUCAUCUAAGAGAAUGUAUGGUUAUAGCUUCUCCCCCUGUCUCUUUUUAUAUUUUAACUGUUAGUUAGAGAAGAAUGUUUUAUAUAUUUUUUUGUUUUAUCAUAGACUAGUAUACACGACCCCUAAGUGCUUUAAUGCUGAUCGUGUUUAAAUAAAGGAUAUUCAUUUAUUUAUUUAUUCAUUCAUUCGCCAAACAACGCAUGGGGAAUUUCUUCCAUUAACAAGCCUAAGUCAUGUAUCUGAGGAGUUAAUCCUAAGGGACGUUCUAAUUGUACCGUUUGUUUUUCAUUAGAUGGUACAGUAAUAAUAAAUAGAUGGGAUUUGAUUUUGGCCCUCUUAGGAGAGAAGCUCUCUGAACUAAAUUUUUUGUUGUUUGUAAAGGAAAAUUAAAGUCAAGAAGGAAAGGUGCAACUUCAAAGGAGAAUUCCAGUGAAUCAAGCUCUCAUUUCAGCCAGGACACGGUUACUACAGGUAAAAUCUCAACCCAAACAGGUGUUCACCCCUAAAAUUCUUACGCACAUUGGGCAGCAGUAAGAUUUAUAACCUGCUUGGUCGGCGUUUGAAAUGUUUUGCAUGAGGAAAAAAUGGGGAAAAUCGGUUCCUUGUUCUCGGAUUCCUAAUAUUCCCGAUUUCGAUUCCCGAUAUCUGUUGUCCGAUUUCCAAGUUUUGACUCCUGAUAUUCCCCUUUCGAUCGUCUGCCAAGCAGGCUUUAUAACUUCUCAUACAUGAGAUGUGCGCAAUAAGUUUCGUGAGUUUGCCAUUAGCGGAAUUACAUUCAAUGGCCUGACGUAACCUCAACCAGUGAAUUUACACGUUUAAGCGCUAGCUUACAACCUCAGACUUUUGCGCUUGGUACCCGCAAGAAAUGUUGCAGCGUGUAGCCACGUCGAAUGAAACAUGUUUUACCCAUUAUUUUAGGCAAUGUUGUCCCGUGUGUUUGUGUGGGUAAUAAAUGCCACCUAACCAUAACACUGUUGUUGCUGCCUCAAAGCACAUGUUCAUUUUUUCAGAACCAGAAGAAAUCAAAGAAAGAGUGAGGAAAAGACGAACGAAAAGGCGACGUCUGACCUCAAGAACCUCAGCCACGGAAAUUUCUAACUUGUUGACCAAGGAUGACAGUGUUAUUGCGCGCAUGCUCUCUUCCCCAGACACCCUCAUCUACAUGUGCAUGAGAAAGGACAACUUUGAGCGCGCUCAUCAGGUCAUUAAAAUGUUCAACAUGGCACAGAAACCCAGCGCUCAAGCUGCAGUGUUUGCAGAGAAGUACAGCAAAAGCGUGAAGCAUCUAGAGAGUUUGCAGCCCAAAGCGAGACGAAUCAUGGCGUCUCAAGGGCUAAGUAGAUCUCGCAAACCUAUGGGAGCUCUGGGAGCUGUUGCCAUGGCAGCAGCCUCUGGUUCUUAUACGUCACAAAUUUCUAAACUCAUCGACGAUUUAUUGACCACGCCGUCAUUAGCAGCUGUUGUGAAUCCUAGCCUUAACCCUGAGGACUUGACGAGUGGUAAUUCAACACUGGUCAAGUAUUUAAAUCCACAAAUGGUUCCCGCGAUGCUGUGUAUUGAUAUGGCCAGUACUGCCGAAGUUUCUUGGUCAGUAUGUAAGACCUUGCUGGAGAUGGCUAAAAGUCGGCUCACCGAAGGUAAGAUGUCCGUGUCCACCCUUGCAAUCCAUAGCAAUAAACGACAGGAAACAGCUUCAAUGCCUUAGUAUGGUCCUAAAUAACAAAAAUAGACCAUUAUUUUUGGGAUUCAACUGAUGCGAAGACACGUCAGUUUUAGCUUUUUAAAUAGAUAGCGCAUAAUUCUAAUUCUAAUUCUAAUGGAGCCUGAAACUGAAUAGUUUUGUUUUCUGUCGAAUCUUAAUGUUUCCCUCCUUUAAAGACGAUGUUCGUGAUGUUGGUUACACGUGAUGAUUAAAGCCUUCAGUAAUUGCAAAAAGUAAGCCGUGUCUUCUUAUUUUAGACACUUCGUCCUCUCUUUCCAAGUCAAGUGCUCCCUUUCCAGGCGUCAAGCUAUUUAUGAACCAGCUGGAGGAGCUGCUAACUCAAGAACAGUCACGUGGUAGAUCUAAGGCCUCGUCCAGUGGUCUCACGAUCUCCAUGACGCACAAGCGAAAUUCUCUGGAGUUGCUUCUUGUUGGAACGCAUCCCGUGUGUCCAAAGAGUAUGGAGGCACACAAAAAGCUGCGGACACAUCAAGAAGAAGCGUUCAGGUAUAAUUGCAAUUUAUUUAAACCAAGAUACAUCAGCAUUAUGACCGGUGAUCACCAGUUUUUGUGCAAUUUUCAAUGACUGUUGAUUACUGUGGUGUGCUUGAAAAAUUUAUUGGACCGUAGUCUAAGAGAGAUCUCCAUUUGACUGAUUGCUAGAGGCAAAAAAGGAGUUGCAAGCAGCGUGGAAGAAAAGCGAAGUAAGGAUCUUUCGCAGCCCGCUCGGGUGUUAGUUUCGGCUCUCGCGAUCUCUAAAAAUGAAGCUUUCUCACAGGAUCGCUCGAAGUGUCCUGACUCUUUCCUGAUACAGCGGGAAGUAAUGUCCUGGCAAUAUUUUCAGAGCUGGUCCCAAGGGUGUCCCACUUAGAGCUUGCUCACAGGAACGCUGGACGUGUGCUGGCUCUUUCCUGAUACGGCGGUGAAUAAUGUCCUGGAUAUUUUCAGAGCUGGUCCCUAGGGUGUCCCGCUUGGAAGCAGCUCACUGUUUAAGACUGGUUUUCACUAGCGACAUAGUUGGUGUCGUGAUAAUUGCGAUUAUUGUAUUUGAAAGAGUGCUUAUGACCGAAUAAAAAUUAACAAUCGGAGUUGCAAUCCAAAAUGGUAAGAAUCCGUCGGUUAGGAUCCAGUGCAGCCUGGGUUCAAUUUGCGGCGGCAACACCACAUGUUGGUUGAGUUUGUUAUUAAUCAACACUUCUUUUUUCAGGCGACUGGAGCAAGCAUUGGACGAAGGGGAUACUCUUAUUCAAAGCGUAGAAGAAGUCUCCCAGAACGCACAGGCCCAGAGGAGUCUUGGCGGAAAAGCUUCGUUCGAUCAAACGGAGAGGGGCCUGGCAGUGAGAAUUGGACUAGUAGAGGUACAGAAGGCAUUUGAUUGCGUAGAAAGCUCUUGUCACGUGACCACAGCUGUUGGAGGGAGCCUGGAAGAGAGAUGGGAUUAUAUGAGCAGUUUGUUCAAACACGUUGAUGCUCUUUCAAGUCUUCUGCUGUUUUGGAAGACGAAGUCAGCUGGUAAAGUGUAAACAUUUCUUGUUAGCCCUUACAGAUAGACGUACGUCAACCGGAAGUGGGGACUUUUCCUUUCAAUAUGCCUUGACGUUUUAAAACUUGUAUCGCUUAGUUACUUUUCACUUGUAGAGAAGAUCUUUUCAUCAUCAUCAUCAUCAUCAUCAUCAUCAUCAUCAUCAUCAUCAUCAUCACCAUCACGACCACCACCAUCACCACCACCACCAUUGUCAUCAUCAUUGUCAUUGUCAUCGUUAUGGUUGUCAUUAUUAUUAUUAUUAACUAGUUUUUUUUAAUGAAACAUUGCAUUUCAGAUUCUACUUCUUCAGUUCCCCCUGAAGUCGACAUGAAUCGUCCAAAUGUUUUGAAAGCCUCCAAUCCUUUUAUUGUGUUAAAUGAAGGCAUCGCAGAAGCUCUUGGAGUCCCCAUGUUUGAAAGAAACAUUCCCCCUAAAGAGUGAGUGUCUGUGUUGUGAUCGCCGGGGUUAAGUUUACUGUACUUUAAGCGCAUUUAAAUAUUGCUCAGCAAUUGAAAAUAGAAUAGACCGAUCAUUUUUGUUUUGCGCUGAAAAUCUUGGAGUCUUUACGUUCGACGGUGGAGCGGCCAUUUUCCAUUAUAUCGUUAUCGAAAUCUGGGAAGACGACUUAUUACUGUGGGUACGGAGGGUAGGUCGAAGAAUUUACAUAGGAGCGAUAGAGAAGGCAAAUCUAGAAACAAUAUGGAAAUUUUCCUUUCUGUUCGUUAACAAUGCCGCUCAGAUAUAGUAUGGGAAAUUUGGGAAACUAUUAUAGUUUAACUCUUGAAACCAUGUUUUCUUUGCAGUUUGGAGAAAGCAGCUAAAAAACUCCACGUCAAUUUAUCCAAGGUAAUAGUGUACAACUGCUGCCCUCCUGUAAAGGCUCGCGGAGGAAUCAGUGACAGAGGUUUGUACAAACUCCGUUUUGGUUAGGUCCGGAGGGAACUAACGCACCAACUCACUACACUACUCGCGGCUUCCUCUUUUAAAACAGUUGACCUCUGGGCAAGAAGUCUUCCCAGGUCUUGAUUCCGCGUUUACUUUGUUUUUAAGUUACUCGGCUUUGAGAUUCGUUGAGAAAUCUCGCUUCAUUUUAUUGACCAAUCAUAGCUUGCUAAUGAUAAUAGUAACAGCCGCUUUCUCUCCGCUGGCAGCCGUUACACGAUUUUCCUUUGAGAUUGUGAUUUUUUUAAGUUGCUGGGCUUCUGAUUUGCUCAGAACUCUCGCUCCAUUUUCCCAACCAAUCAUAGCUUGCUUACACCCGUUUUCCCGUCAUUGGCAGCCGCCACGCGGUGUUGCUUUGAGUUAUGUUUGUUUCAACUUAUGUUGUUACUGACCUGAGUAAUUAGUCUGGCUUUAUAGUACAACGGAAAACUGCUGUAAACCAAAACCAGUUGACUUGUGAAGGGAGUUGUCUAACCUGCGCUGUACCGUCUAUUAUUUUAAGAUUUUUCUCUUGUUGAUAGAUGUUCGGUGGCCUUCCUCUGAUCCUGUUAUCUUGAAUUCCGGCAGCAGAUGGACGGAGAGUGUUCGAGACCCCAAUACUGUGGCUAAGGAUUUGUUGUCACGUAUGAUUAAAAUGCUUAAAGGUAAUAAAUUUUAAUAAUAAUUAUAAUUAUAAUUAUAAUAAUUAUUUGUUACACUAUCCAGUAAUAAUUAUUCAUUACAUGGUCCAUGAAAAGAUAUGAGUGUCGUUAGGUGAGCUGUUUUCAGUUUUUCACAGGCAUGAAAACUCGUUAAAGAACCUCCUUGAAAGAUUAAUAUGAGUUAAUUUUCUUCUUGAUUAAAAGCGAUAAAAUAUCAGUUCAUCAACUGGCUUUUCCUUGCUGCUAUGCCAAACAUUUCAAGCAUAACUUCCCAAAAGGAAGAAAAAAAGAAAUCAUUUGAUUGUUCUAGCAAAUGUGUACAUUGUCCCCUAGAGACUGAACAAAGCAUCUGCAUCAAUGCAACAUGUAAUUUGAGGAAAAAUGAAAUCAUAUUUGCGUUGAGUAGGUUUUUCAUCUCUAUCCAAUUUUCAACCCUAAGGGAAGUGAAUUCCUUUGUCAUUAAAAGCGCACCUCUGGAAAAAAGUUUGAUUGUGGUGGUAUUUAGUUUGUCUAAAGCUUUCGCACUGGAAAAGUAGUUUCAAAAUAGCUUACUGACCAUUGUGUGAUGUUGUACUUGAGACUGGGUCUUUGUCGUGUCAAAUUGCACUAUGGGAUUUAGCCUGCGAGCAAGCUCUCCCAUUUGGGUAAGCGAAGUGAGCCUCGCCCCUCGCCGGCCCCUCGCGGCUUCGCCGCUCGCUCGCGCGUUCUCGCGAGACUCGCUUCACUCGCCCAAAUAGGAGAGCUUGCUCGCAGGCUAUAUGGGAUUGUUUUGAAGGACGAAUUCUGACCCAGUUUUCAGCGCAAUUUUGUAAUAGCCAAUGAAAAAAAUGACAGCGUUCCCAAAAAAAGUCCCAUAGUGCAAUUCGACACAACUCUGACCCAGUCUCACGUUUUAAAUGAUUUCUUUCAGAUGUGGCUGAGACACACGGCGGUCUUGUAGACGCCAAGUCGGCGCCUAACGCCAUAAGGACUCCAGAGUUCCAAGCCAUCGCACGUGGCACGGCCGAACUUCAAAGCGUCAACUUGGGCCUGCUGAACUCAGAAGCCGCUAAAGUGACCUUUUUUGUCAAUACGCUUAAUCUUCUUAUAGCGCAUGCUUCACUGAUUCAAUUUGCUGACCCGUCCGUUGAUGAUUUAAGUGAGGUAUCGUCUCCUAUUGCCAGACAUGGUUCAUUCACUCGGCUCGUAGAUGCGUUAUCAACGUCCUCAGGGGGAGAAAGCAAAGGCGGAGAACAUGUGCCCUUGACGUCCCUGGAGAGAAUUUCGUUCCUAAAGCAGCAUUGUUACUUUAUAGGGCAGCUGGGUGUGGUAAGGUAAGAAAUGAAAUGUCACGUGAUCAACAACAAAAAAUUCAAGUUCCAAAUUCUAGAAUGGUCAAAUAGAUUGGCUCAUUACAGAGACCGUUGAAGGACAAAGCGUGUGUUUCGGGGGUCCAACAAGCCUCAAAAUCACACCAGUGGCAGAGCAGGACGAAGACACAACGAAGAGAAGGGAAGGAGAAGACGGAGGAAGUGGUAGUUGCAGUCCAGAUUUAUGGUGGCUCCAUAGCAACAGCCAUUAUAAAGCAUGCACCAUUUUAAAAACCCAGUCAGAUUUUUAUGCUAGGAAAUUUUUAUGCGCUAUUUUACCCCUCUUUGACUGUCCAUGCAAUCCUAGUUUUGUCUUUGUUUUGUUACUAGUGCGUUUGAUCUUCAAUACGUUAUUUUACACAAGGGACUUGUGCCGCCAAGCACGUUUGGAGAGGGUGUCAUCAUGUGCUUUCCAGGUGAAAUUUUAGUCUUUCUCCCUUCACUGUGAAAUUGUUAGAGACUUUUUUAAUGAACUCGCUGAAUUCAGCAUUCUGCAUCUAGUUGCACGCUGAAGAAUCGAUUAACUCCGAAAUAUCUGUUUUGAUCACAGUAAUUUUGGCCACUUGGAACAAUUCUCUUGAUUAUUACAUUUUGAGUGCCACGCGGCAAACAACACUUUUCGUCCUAGGCGUAUUCACACCCACCCACAUUUGAAAUAAAUUGGAGAAAGCCUCCACCAUCGCCUUACCCUCCCCUCUCCUCCUCCUCAUAUCUCCCUCCCCCUCCCCUCCUUUCCCAUCACUUGUACGUCUGAGGUUUAUGAGACUAAUCAACUUUGUUUACCGUGAUAAAUUUUUUUACUCAAGAUUGUCUGCGUAUCUAUCAGCAACAGCUGUGCCUCCCAGUUCCCCCUUUUCAAAUGGAGCCCUCUGAGAGGUUUAAUCGUUCUUGCCAAGAGUUCAUUCAUGAUGGUAUGUUUCAACUUUUUAGAGAGAACAACUGAUGAAGUCAAAAGGAAAUAUAGGCUGACCGCAGCUGAAAAACGAAUCAUCUUUGCCAUUUGCGAUGGCUGCUUGACAUCGCCGGACCUUCAGGUAGACUUUAAGGGUCGGUUAUUUAAACAAAGUCUAACUUUAGAUUGCGGUUUAGGAAAUCUUUGAACCUCCAGUUUUUUUCUUUAGUGGGUUUUUUUAAGAAGAAAAAUGCUUUUCUAGUCUACAUUACGUGCUUUAUAAUGAAACUGUUCACGAAAAAUGGUGUUUAGAUAAAAGCGUUCGGCAAAGUGAAAAUGGCUUAGAACGCGGUUUUGUUCAACACUGGCUAAACUCCAUUUAAAUAACUCACCCUAAAGCUUUCCAGUCACUGUUUUUCGUAUUAUUCGACAGUACUUUAAGACGAGACGGCAGUAUUCAUUACGCUGUGUAAACAGAGGGCGCGAUCCAUUCAACCAAAAUUCAGACCGGUCCGACCGGGAAAAGAGGACCACCUCAAAAGGUGGACCAGUUUUUUCGAAACUUUUCCGGUUGGACCGAACCGAUCCAUUGAGUUUUGGACCGAAAUUUCCGGAAAUUUUGGUUGAAUGGAUCGCGCCCAGAAACUGACUUUAGGUCCGUGGGGUCUGUUCAAUGUUACGACUACUCAAUUGAAACCUCUUCAACUGUACUUUCACAUGAUACUCUUUUAUGAUGCUGUAAAAAUAUGCUCUUUCUUUUGAGUCUGUGGUCAAAAUCCUACUCUAUCACCAUUCAAAUGUAACCGCGUCAAUAGAAGUGAAAUGGCUAAUGCCGAUUCUCAAAAUACUGCGAAGAAGGACCUCAUUUAAUUUACCUUUGUCUUGCUUUAAAUUCAGGUGUUUGAUGUAGACGAAUUUGAAGCAGAGCUGUCAACCGCUGUACGUUCGUACAUAAAUUCCCGCGUAACACUCAACCAGGAGACAGGACAGAUAACAUUGCCUGAAAUCCUUCACUGGUAUAGAAAAGACUUCGAAAUAAGAUCUUUUAAUACAAUAGACUCUCCGGCCGGACAUGAUGUGUCCCUUUUACUUCAAAUGGAGCCGUAUCUGUACGAUAAAGCCGCUGCAACGCUACAGCAAAUGCUCCCAAAUAUCACUGAAAUUACCUUCACCCCAUUUUGUUGGACGUUUGGCUACAAGUUUGAGUCCCCUACGCUCGAGCGGUCUUCCUCGAGCUCAGUCUUCCAGCGGUCCAACUCUGUUCCCGACAGUAUUUACUUGAGCAUGGAGCUAUCAGUUCUUGCCCGAACAAGACAAACCGAAAAGAGAGGCUUGUUUAGCUUAAACGAUGCCACGCUUGAGUAUUUAAAAGAAAAGUCACCGCUAGUCGCGGCGUUAGCGAGGUUAGUUUGCUCUGCUUCCGAAACAUCACAGAGCGUAGCGGAAAACAGCCCAGUGACCUCAAGUGCAACUUUAAAGAGUAAAAAUGUGGACUCUAAAGACGAACCAAUAGAAUUUCCUUUUCUAGUAGCUCUCGAGGAAACUAAACAAUUUCGAUUUCUUCAGCGCUACAUCGCUUGUAAACUGUACACGAUAGCGGACAUGUUAACAUUAGCUCCAGUAGAUUCAGAAGAAUCGGGUGGAAGCUGUGGCAGUUUUGAUAUCAUCAAGCUUGAUUCCAACCUGCAUUAUCUACAAGACGGCACGCAUGUCCCGGAAAUUUCUCUGUUCUCUGUGGCUUUAGCUUCUGAGGGAAGCCGGCCUAUGCAAAAUGCUAUCCUCAAAGCUAGCGAUUUUUUUUUACGCAAAGGUUACUUUGAAGAUCUCUUAGAGUUAAUAAGUUCCUCGGAUCUUCGUGGCGAUGGCGUCGGAGGUCCGGGUAUUGAUUUUCUACUGAGCUCUGCGAUUUUGAGCAAAGGAGGAACGAGAUCGGAUUUCCGUGAAAAAAUGAACACUGUCUUCAAUGAACUUGGAAUUCCGGAGUUGAAGUUCAGUCACUCAGUGCAUAAAAAACCAUGGACUCUCCUUGCAAGAAUGAAAGACCACAAUCAUUUGGCCCAGCUGGUUUUAGGAAAGCUGGACGAGUGGAAUGCUAAAACGUGCAUUGACAUGAUCGAUUUGUGCUUGUCUCGUCCGCUUAAAAACGCACGCGCCAAAGACGACUUAGAGAAGAAGAAAAGAGAGAUAGUCUUACAUCAAAAGGUAACUAUCAUUGCGCAGGUAAGGGAAACGCCGAAAAUUGUUGCCCUUCUUCGCCACUUUAGAAUCAGGGAGUAAACUGGACCAAGUUAACUUUUCGUUAAGACUUCUGGGACUGUAAUUAAGGACAGGGGAGAAAAUGGCCAAUAGCUGACCGGUGCGUCCGCAAUAAUAACCUGUUCCAGGCUCCGAGAUAGUGGUGAAAAGUCGUUCAGUAAAAAGAAAUGCGAAAAACGCGCAGGGGCUGGGGAGAGACAGGGCAGGUUCCUCCGCUGCCACCGCCCCCUUUCCCAAGUCGCGCGCGUCUUAUUUUUAAUGCGUCCCCACUAUACUAUCUGAGAGCCUGGCACAGGCUACCCCAGUAACGAUCCCUGAAACACUUGCGGGACGCAUUUCGGCGCCAGUUCCCUUCUACUUAGUUUCUUAAGUGUCGAAUAGAUCAGCUGAACUAGACUGUUUCGAUUCCUCGGGGAUGACACGCCGGCGAUAUACGAGGGUUCCCAAUAGGGUUCUUCAAUCCCAUAAUCCCAACCCAAAAUUUCUUGCAAUCCCGUAAUCCCGAGGGUUAUUCCCUGCAUCUUACUUCCCAAACAUACUUUCAAUCCCGGAAACUCGCCCCAAUUUUGCUUUCAAAUCCCGAAUCCCGAGCUUCAAAUAAAGAAAAUCCCGGCUCCCGAAAAACCUAUCGCGGACCCUCAUAUGCACCCGGGCGGCACGCGUCUCUCCUCCAAUUCCUUUUUCGCAUUUUUGCUCUUUCCAUUCUCAUUGUGGCAGCUUGCCGUCUCACUCUCUCAGCGGACUAAAAAGGUAUAGCUGGAAUUCUAUGGUUAAACUAUCGAACAUUCUCGUCCAACGUCAUGUUUGCCGCAAAAAACGUCAGGUGGCUAAACCAUCGAACAAAUGUUGACCAACCGUCAAACAGUUGCCUUUGUGCAGAUUCAGAUGCGGUUUCUAAUUGGUUUUUCCUCUUUUAGCUUGCUUUGUCGUGAAGAAAAUGUUGGAUAAAUUUGUUUGUUCUAGAUAUGACAUGGGCGAGAGACGACUAAACAAUAGAACGGGCUCUUCCAGCGUAAUGUUGGACGAAAAUGUUUGAUUAUUGUUGAGAAUGAGUAACAAAUGCAACUCCUUGGAAAGUGAUCUACUGUAUUUCCAUAAAGGACCCGUUCCGUACAAAAGCUGAUUACAUUUCAAUAUAUCGUGUGAGCAUGCAAACCUAAAAUACAUCAGUAACAUCUGUUCAUUGUUUCUGUUCACGAUAAGAACCGACAACGUUGAUUGACUUGAUACAUCAUUUCGUUUACUAUAAUAAGCGUAAAAGCGAAUUAUCUGUAAUCCGAUCAAAAAAUAGUUAACUUGACAGCUCCUAGUAACGCAAUGGCAAAGUAAUAAAAAACAAAAACAAAAAACAAUGUCACACUAUUUCAGAAAGCUAUCGACAAUUUUCUAGUUUUACGCAUGUUAACACAAUCCGACCAUGUUAUAUCUCAGAUUUCUCAGUGUGCAAAGUCUGCACAGUUUCAAGUCAUCAAUAAGGACCAAGAUCAGACUUCACAGUCCAAUCUUAAAACCUGGCAGGGCGUGGCCGCCGUUUCUGAAGAAGAACCGAAGGUUGUUAUGGAAUUCCUUCUGUCCGUACAGCAGUUCGAUCUGGCUGCAGAUUGGGCCGAACUUCAUGUUCUUCCAGAACAUUUUCAUAAGGUAAGAAACAUUUGUUUCCAGUGUUACCUUUAGAAUGUUUGCAUGAAUAAAAAGCAGAGAAGUGGGUGGUGAGGUUGGGGGUAAGUUUACGCUGAUUUUCUGAGAACCUGGCAAAACCCGAAUUUUGAUAUGUUUCGUGACACCAUCUAUUGGAUUAAACUUAAGCUUUAACUUGCCCACGUAAUCUGCUCCACAAGGAGCCUCGCAAAGUCCCUCCUCAGACAGCGUUGUAAUUCACCUCUUAAAAAAUCCUUAAAGGGAAUGGAUAAUACUUUUUUUUAUUUCUCGUUAGUUGGUUGUAGGAAGCCCUGGUUGUUAGAACCCCUGGUUGUAACAACCCCUGGUUGUAAGACCCCUGGUUGUAAAAUCCCCUGGUUGUAAGACCCCUAGUUGUAAGAACCCCUGGUUGUAAGACCCCUGGUUGUAAGAACCCCUGAUUGUAAGACCUCUGCUUGUAAGAACCCCUGGUUGUAAGACCCCUGGUUGUAAGAAGCCCUGGUUGUAAGACCCCUGGUUGUAAGAACCCUGGUUGUUAGAACCCCUGGUUGUAAGAACCCCUCGUUGUAAGACCCCUGGUUGUAAGAACCCCUGCUUGUAAGACCCCUGGUUGUAAGAUCCCCUUGUUGUAAGAACCCCUGGUUGUAAGACCCCUGGUUGUAAGAACCCCAGGUGAUAAGAACCCCUGGUUGUAAGACCCCUCGUUGUAAGAACUUCUAGUUGUAAGAACCUCUAGUUGUAAGACUCCUGGUUGUAAGAACCCCUGGUUGUAAGAACGGCUGGUUGUAAGACCCCUGGUUGUAAGAACCUGUGGUUGUAAGAACCCCUGGUUGUAAGAACCCCUGGUUGAAAGACCUCUGGCUGAAGACCCCUGGUUGUAAGAACCCCUGGUUGUAAGAUCCCCUGGUUGUAAGAACCCCUGGUUGUAAGAAACCCUGGUUGUUAGAGCCCUUGAUGUAAGAACGCCUGGUUGUUAGAACUCCUGGUGGUAAGAACGCCUGGUUGUAAGACCCCUGGUUGUAAGAUUCCUGGUUGUAAGGACCAUUGGUUGUAAGACCCCUGGUUGUAAGAACUCCUUGUUGUAAGAACCCCUGGUUGUAAGACCCCUGGUUGUAAGAACCCCAGGUGAGAAGAACCCCUGGUUAUAAGACCCCUGGUUGUAAGAACCUCUAGUUGUAAGAACCUCUAGUUUUAAGACCCCUGAUUGUAAGAACCCCUGGUUGUAAGAACCCCUGGUUGUAAGACCCCUGGUUGUAAGAACCCCUGGUGUAAGAACCCCUGGUUGUAAGACCCCUGGUAGACCCCUAGUUGUAAGAACCCCUGGUUUAUAAGAACCCCUGGUUGUAAGACCCCUGGUUGUAAGAACCCCUGGUUGUAAGACCCCUGGUUGUAAGACCCCUGGUUGUAAGAACCCCUGGAUGUAAGACCCCUGGUUGUAAGACCCCCUGGUUGUAGGUCCCCUGGUUGUAAGAACCCCUGGUUGUAAGAACCCUAGUUGUAAGAAUCCCUGGUUGUAAGAACCCCUGGUUGUAAGAACGCCUGGUUGUAAGAACCCCUGCUUGUAAGACCCCUGCUUGUAAGAACCCCUGCUUGUAAGAACCGCUGGUUGUAAGACCCCUAGUUUUAAGAACCUUUUGAUGUAAGAACGCCUAGUUGUAAAACCCUUGGUUGUAAGAACCCCUGGUUGUAAGACCCCUGGUUUUAAGAACCUUUUGAUGUAAGAACGCCUAGUUGUAAAACCCCUGGUUGUAAGAACUCCUUUUGGUAAGAACCCUUAGUUGUAAGAACCCCUGGAUGUAAGGUUCUUUGGUUGGAAGAACCCCUGGUGGUAAGAACCCCAGGUGAUAAGAACCCCUGGUUGUAAGAACCUCUAGUUUUAAGAUCCCUGGCUGUAAGAACCCCCGGUUGUAAGACCCGUUGUAAGACCCCUAGUUUUAAGAACCGCUGGUUUUAAGAACCCCUAGUUGUAAGACCCCUGGUUGUAAGAACCCCUGGUUGCAAGAACCCCUAGUUGUAACCGGUAGUAGACUUGGAAACUUUCUUAUUGAAGAUAUUAUCAUUGUAGCCGUAAUCGCAAUUUAAACAAUUUUUUUAUGAAAAGCAAUGUUAGGGCUCUAACGGGGUUGAGACCAUGGCCUCUGCGUUAGGGCUGCAGUGCUCUACCAACUGAACUAUGAAGACCCAUACGUUGGGGCAGGUAAAUUUGUUGGCUUCAUCUUAACCCGUGAAAGAAUGAAACGUGGAAUGAAAAUAAUGUGAACUGCGGAAAUACAAAUCGAAAAGAAGGUAUGACCAUCGCUAUAGCACUUUUCGCCUUGGUUUUACCUCAGUACGUUUUGAGAAGAACGGCUUUAAGACCUUUUUCGAUUAGGGCGAUUUUGUUCACUCUCACAGCUUUUUAUUUUUUUUUUCUUGGAACAGACUAUCAAGGAAAGUCAACUGAAGCAGCUGUUAUCUCAUAACCCGGAGGAGCACAUGAAAGCCUACAGGAUACUGGAAGGUCUUCAAGAUCACGACAUGACUCGCGCUAUCUGCGACUCUCUUCUCUCACAAAAUCUUCACGUCGGUCAAACGCUGUUUAUACUUCAGUUCAUGCUCACUAAUCUAUCCUCGUCGCUGUCUCCAGUCCGUACAGAGAGAUUACUUUGUACUAAAAUGGGCGCCAAAGCUUUGCUGUGUUUACCAGUCUCAGCGAGGCCAAAUUAUGAGCAUCUCGUGUCCAGGCCGCCGCUGCUAUUGGAGCAGUUGCUUAUGAAUAUGAAAGUGGAGUGGGCUGCCAAAGUGUUCCAGCGAAUUCAGGUACGAAAAGAGUACUAACAAAUUUCCUGACAGCGCGCCCCGCUCAUUGGCUUCUCCAAGGUCACAUGACAAUUGACGUUGAAACUGUUUCCCGCCAAAUUUUCUGAGCAAGCAACAUGAGAAAAUCUAUGUCGUCAAAAGGUCACGGUGCACUGCUAACCGCAAAUGUUGACCGCUAUUUUGUUUUCAUAUUGGAUCUUCCAGUGUCUCAAUUGUGCAAAACUAAUGCACUAAAUUUCUUACUGAUCGCACCCUUGAGAAAUCAAUUACGGCUAAGAAUACCGUUCGUUAUACGGAGGACUUAAAUAGAGGUUCGUUCUAUCGAGUUGUCAGUUCAGUUUCGUCUUAUAGCCUCGCUGCUCAAUAAACAGGUACUUAGUAAAAAAGAAUAUGGCGGGAGGGCAAUCUAGUCGGUGGGACUGGAAAUUAGCUUUUGAAAUGAUGUAAUCUCGUUGCGUUUCUCCUUCCACUGCUUUUCAUGCUCUACAACAACGCAUUUUUUGUCUUAUGUGACUGUUAGUCCCCCUCCACUCGAAUCCAGAUAUUUUUUUAAAACCGCAUAUAUUUUUACGCGAAUCAGCCUUUCGUCCACUCGAAACCAGUGAAUCCGCUCACUGAAACCGCAGCUGUUUGAAAGCACUUUCCUGAAUGGUUUAAGGCCUCGUUCACACGAAUCCGGGUAAACCCAGCGAUGUGGUUUCAGAGUUUCCAGGUUCGUGUAACCCAUUGCAAUCCACUCUGAUACAGGUGUUGCACUCUUUUCAUUGAGCUACCCCUCCCCUAAGCAAAAACUUUGCCCUAAGUGAGAACUAAGAGUUGAUGUUGGCUCAGGGGAGGGGUAGGUUGGCAGUUUCCCAGAAAACGUAUAAUGAUCGAAAAUGUGUUGGGAUUAUAACAGGUUGACCUGAGCUGCAUGGAAGAUGUCGAAAGUCUAGGUGAUUACGGAUGUACUGUGAAGGCGUUUGAUGAGCUGUUAGCUACCUACUCUGCCAAAGCGCUGGAGUUUCAGGUUGUUCAGUUAGAGCGAAGUCAGACCAGAGGUGGGUAAAAGGCCAUUUCCGAGAUCCAAAAACCCUCAUUUUCAAAUCAGGGCUAAGUGCAAAAUUUCUCUUGUGGUAAUGAGUUUUAUUUGCAUGAGAAUAUUUCAUUAAAUCAUUAUCAUAUCAAUGGCUUCGCGCUUAGCCUCACUUGGAAACGGAAGCUUGGGGCACCUUGGGAAUGCGUACUCGUACAUUUGAAAAAAUGUUAAGCAAGGAGUUAUAUUUACCAUAUAGUAUUUUAGUCUCCGCUUUUCUAGCGACAUUUCGAACUUGCCGAGUUCCUGUGUAGCGUCUUCCCUUCCUUCUCGGUCAGUGCAUUUCGGUGACAUAAAUCGCUGAGAGCACGUGACCCAAUACGCAUUGGCCGCGCGGAAUAAUGAGGCCUAGGGACUGGGCAAAUUUUGAAGGUCAUCUUUUAACAUGUUUCAAAAGCCUUCAAGUCAUCGUUAACACUAUUCUUUGUUAUUUAAAAAAUCAUUAAUUAAGCGAUCACCUUACAAUUCAUGAAAGACAAUAGACAGAUACGCGAUUCGGCGGUGUACCUACAGUAUAUCCAGUGGAAUCCCGGUCCCGGUCACUUGUCACCACUUAUGGACCAUGAGUUUUUAACCGUAUUGACGAGUUGGCCGUAUCAGCAGAGUGGGGUCGUAUUUCUUGACGUUCAUAUGACAUUUGUAGUUUGAAGCAACUUUUCUAAGAGAAUUAGGUGCGUUUCUUUGGGAUGAUUCAGAUUAGGGUUUAUGAUCCACAAUCACUCGGAUCGUGGUUCAAAUUAAUGCUUAUUACAGCUCUCAGUUGACUAAGACGUCAUCUUACUAGCGAACCGUUGCUGAUGUAAUCGUUGUGUCUCAAUAGAACUUUGCAGCAGCAUUAUGCAAAGUCUGAUCCACACUCCCUCUUCAUCGCCGACUCCCUCGACUUCAAUGGGCGGUAGAAUGACGCCACUUCCUGAGUCUGGGCGCUACACACCCGUAACCUCGACACCAGUGAAAGACAGAGGAGCUCGUGAGUCCGGCGUUGGAAGCCUGGAGAGAAAAUCCCAAACCGUCCCACGAAGAAGAAUUUCCACAGAGUCACGUACAUUGGCUUUGGAAAAGGAGAAGAAAACUCAGCGCCAGUCUACUCCACCGCGCACCACAGGGAGUCUGGGCAGGAAGACGUCUCAGAUGACUGCAGUACAUGGCGGUCAGCAGAUGUUCGUUCCACCAGCUGCUCCUCCUAAGAAAGCGAACUGGAUGCCAGACCAACAAGUUUCCAUGUGUGUCAUCUGCAGAGAGAUCUUUAGCAUGGUAGGUCCCCGAACGCUUUGUGCGUCUUACUCCAAGGUCUCGUGGGUUGGUGGUCAGAAAUAUAGGCUGCACUUGGCAGUGUAAGAUUGCUUUAAAGACAGGAAGUAAAUUUGUGGUCUUUGCUGUAAAAUGCUCAUCAAUUGUUACUCUUUGGAGGAGGGACUUCAUUGUUAUACGGUGUCUUCAAUGUUUGUUUGUUUGUUUUUGUUGGGCAAAAAAGGCACCAGACAAAUGACCUCUGUUUUUUGUCUACAGUGUUCAUAGGAGAAAAUUAUUGAAGCAGGGAAAAUGAUUGAAAUGAAUAGUUUUUAGUCUAUUCAGCAUGUCAAGGUUGAACUCAACCGUUGGAAGAAGAGAGAUAAAGUUAAACCCCGUUAAUACGGACACUGAGGCGAACAUAGAAAAUGUCCGUAUUAAGCGGGUUGAAUUUAGAAAAAAUGCAAGGGCUUUCUUUCCCCGGGAACAAAGCAACUGCUCGUAAUGAUGAGUUGUAUCAAACGGGUGUCCGUAAAGCGGGUUUUGACUGUAUGAACUUCGGACUUUCGGAUUACUAAAACUGAACCAAAACGUUUACACAUCUUUGGCCAUUUCUUAGUGAAGCUUGUUUGUUUUUGCUUCUUUUCAGUUCAACCGUCGUCAUCAUUGUCGGCGAUGUGGUCGGGUUGUUUGCGGGACAUGCUCUGAGCACAAUCAUGUUGUCACGGGAUACGGGAAGAAUCCCGUGAGAGUAUGUGAUACAUGUCAUGAAUACUUCUACUCCAGCAGGUAGAUGGCGGGUAUCGUAAAUAUGGUCUAUUGUUUUAUAGCUGGAAAUUUUUUCCAGAGAGCUCGCGCUCUCAUUCGUUACUUUGAGGUCACGUGACAGCUCACAAUGAAACUAAUUCCCGCCAAAAUCUCUGAGCGGGCAACAUUGCAACAUUUUUUGACAUCAGAGGGUAACAGUGCACUGUCACCCGCGAAUGUUGACCGACGACCGCCGUUACAGCGAGGUUUAAUGAAUUUCCCGCUUCAAAAUUUCCAGCUAUAUAACAAAUCACUUAAAGAGUGGCUUCGGGAAACAAAAUUAAUUGUUUCCCUCGCGGCCAGUCAUUAAGUGUUUAUUGUACUGUGGGACUAUUUUGGAAGACAAACCUUGACCUACUUUCCUACGCGACCUUACCAUAGCAAAUCAAGAAGCAGCGGUAAUGUACAUACAUACAUACAUACUUUAUUGGCUCGUCCCCACGGGGCUUUUCAGAGUCAAUUUUACAUUACAAAAUUAUAAACCAAGUACAUGACAAUAAGAAUAUAACAAUGAUAAAAGAAGACAAAGGUCAAUAAAAUUAAUUAAAUUAAUUAAAUAAAGCAGUCAUUAAGAAGCUUUUGCCUGAGUAAACACUUGAAUUCCGUCACGGAUGGGCUAAGUUUGAGCGCAGGCUGCAACUCAUUCCAGAGAGAGGUUGCUCUAUAUUGAAAGGUCCUUUGGCCGCUGGCAGUGCGGAAGAGUGGUAUGUUCAAAAGUUGAGAAUUUCUCGUAUUCCUUGUCGAGACGGCGGAUCUUCCAACGAGCUUUGAUGUCAAAUACUCCGGAGCACAACUCGUCAUGCACUUAAAAACCAGAACAGCAAAACGAAAAUAAAGUUGUUGCCUGAUUGGUAGCCAGCGCAAGUCUUUUAGCAAAGGAGUUAUGUGAUCGAAUUUUUUAGCGCCGCUCAAAAUACGACAAGCGAAAUUCUGUACUGCUUGGAGCUUGUCCAGAUUAGUUUGAGUAGUAUUGCUCCAAACAGAAGAGCAAUAGAAUAAUUUACUAAAAACUAAGGCAUUUAUAAUAAUAAUUAGCGCGUGUUUAUUAAAAAUAUAUUUAACGCGGUUAAUUUGACCCAAACGUGACAUGCAUGAGGAUACAGUAGAAACAAUAUGCUCAUUAUAUGUUAAGUUAGAGUCCAGUGUGACACCAACGUCUCUUGCAGCCUUAACGGGCUCGAGUUCCUUCCCCAAUAGAAAUAGCCUAAAGUCGCUAACCUUAGCAGUCAUUUGCCGGCUGCCGAAUAUCCUAUAAUAUAAUAAUAUAUAUAAUAAUAUACUAUGUCUCUCAUACAAUCCCAUGAUGCAAUUGUACACAACACCUAGCCAACCUCGCGUCCAUCCUUAAAUGGUCAAUGUUGAUACCUUCCUUGGUCCAACUGGAGUACCAAUAACAGCCUUGAUCAAUAAACUUUACCUAUGUUUUGAAUUCUUUUCCUCCUCUAACUUUCUGUAAUCUUCGUUUACCAAAAUGAUUUACGUUAUCUUUUUUGUCACUUUAUCGUUAGGUCCCGUCCGUUCCGUGACGAAUACUCAUCUCCUAUUCGUUCUGAACCAGUUUCUCUUGAAACCGGUCAUUCCCAAGGUAACACAUUCUUUGUUAAGAGUCAUUGCAUGAUUUAUGUCACGUGACGACUGCUUACGUCACAAUGGAGUUAGUGGUAAGGUCUCAAAAUACUAUGAGCAAAAAGAGAAAUAUCAAGGGACGGGUAGGUUGGGGAAAACCUGAAUCUUAGGCUGCUUCAAAGAAGUUAUGUCACGGCUGCUCAGUGGAUUUAUCCUUAAUUUUUUUGUUUUAAAUUUGCAAUCCAUGUUAAUCUUCUCCAUUUUUCACCAUCCUUAAUCCUCUCUAGUUAACUGUACCUUUUUUGGUCGUUUCCCAUUUAUUCAAUUAUGUAUUUUGAGGUUUAUUUCAGUUUCAAAAUAAUUCUGUCGCGUUACAAACAACGACUCAAAAGUUUGUGACAGGACCCCACUAUUUAAAGCACCAUCGGAGUCUCCUCUCCUUUGUUGUUUUAGCAAAUCUAUAAUUUCUCUUUCUUUUGACUGGUUAUCUUUGUAGAUUACCCAGAUUCGAGUGCGAACAACAGUGCGUUUGGCAGUUACCUGGGCGGAAAUUCUUCCACAGAGUGGCUCACUGAGGACCUGAAUGCGCGCUGUCUGUGGAAACUAAGUUUGGAUGAGGAGAAUAACUCUUUACUCAGGGAAGAGUUUUUUUACGAACAGGUAGCGUUUUUCGAUGAGCUUCAAAGCUCUAUAUUUAGAAAAGAGAUUGCUUGGUUUUUUAAGCCUCUCUUGUUUGGGGGGAGUUGGGUACAAUCAUCCCAGUGAUAGUAAAGACUACCGCUCAAGUCUUCACACUCCUGCGCAGUUUAUUUGCAAGUUGAGGAACUUAUCCUGUUACUUCUCGCACGUGUUAAUUAUAAAUUACCGAAAUUCAUAAUUGCUUUCGAGACAAUACAAUGUUUUCCACUGAAUUCUGAUGACCAGUACCACCAUAACGAUCGUUUUACCUCACUAGGCACCCAGUGCUUCCUUGUGUGUAUCCAUAUUGGACCUUCACAGUGACACCAAGGCCUGUGGUAGGCUCAUUCUAGACCUGUGUAACUCACUCUCUCAAAAGUUGGUCCCUGUGGCCCCAGGAGUCAGGAAUGAGGAGCUGGACCACAAUCUUGUGAUCAGGUAAGUUUUGAGUAUGGAAAACUAAGCUCUAGCGCGUGAUGUCAAAGUGGAUUGGCAAACUACAUUGACGAAGCAUCCGUAAUCAAUCUUAGAGCUCUCCUCAGUCUGUCGUGUGAGGGUUUUCUUUACAUUUUCUUUAUUUUUGUUUCAUUGAAUAUAUUUCAAACAAGAUUCUUCUUCUUAUUGUUUAUCUUAUCUUUAUAAAUUCGUUAAAAGAUACAGCUGCUAAGUCUUUCUAGUUCCGUAAAACAGGGCAUUAGAGCGGGUCUCAGAAGUUAAAAAUACACUGGGAACAGGACUUUUUAAGUAGUAGUCGAGAGCUUAGAUGCUUAAAGACUCGCUCAUUUAGCCAAACGUUUGAGUGGAAUCAUAAUGAUAAUAUUAUUCUUUUGUCAGUAUGAUACGGUAUCUGCUGUUUAACGCGAAACUCAAGAUGCUGAAGACAGGACAGACUCAAGGCGUAGAGUUGUGCGAUACGUAUGUACCAAGUUUCAUCACUUUCUAAAGUAAACAGUAGUUACCUUUUGAUUCGGGUGUGAGAACGAAGACGAGAUUCAACUUAAGAUAUUCCAAAAAAAAUUAGACACCCCAGGAAGCUUCAUUGUCCUUUUUUUGCCAUAAAAUAUAGCUAGGUUACUUUUGUUGAAAGGGGUUAAGUACUCUUUCGAUCGAAAAAUGAUAGAACUUCUAACAUUUGAUAACUUGUUUCCUCCACUUCGACAUUUUUGCCUCAACCCGUAGUAGAAUGACGACGGCUGUCGCGUUUUCCAGCCAAAAUGACGCUGGCUCACAUGCACCUUUCUCGUCAUGGUAGUCGAAAAGGUCUCUAGUAUAAUUGUUGGCGGUAAAUUUUCAUUUUUUUAAAAAAAACUCUUACGAUAAUUAUGUUCCGACUGUAUUUCACGCGCGCUUGCAUUUGGCUCGCUCUACUAUCGCUGAGGAAAAAUGGGCGACUACUCGUAAUCUAGGUAGGAAAUUUCUUUUGAGUCGUCACGUUAAUCACACUCUAUUCUCGUUCUGUUGUCACAGGUAUCUUGGUCACGUGGAUCUUAUGAAGCUUCUUGUAGAGUCCAACUGUGGAGAUAUUCCUUCACUGCGUGACCUCAUGCAUCCUGACUCUGCAAGGUGAGGCAGUGAGAGGGGCAGGGUUCAGCUUUGUUAGGUAGAGGGGUGGAGAGGGUAAGUAGCAAUGGUGAAUGUCCAUGUGAAGCACUCCUCUUGAUGGGGGCUAGCACUCGAAAAUUCAUCUUUUGAAUCUCUCCUUAGAGUGACCAAUUUUAAUUUUCUCCUAAUAGUAUCAAUACAAAAUCAAGAAAACGGGUUAUAAGAAUUAAUAAAAUGAUCAACUACGGAAAAAUGCUUUGUUUUUUUAUCAACUUAUCUCAAUCAUUUCUUUAAGGAAUUGUAUGGAGAUAAGUAUGGAGAAUUUGUAUGUCGAUGCAUCUACCAACAUAGCGGCACUUUUUAGAGCUCCACCAUUCCUGUCAAUGCUGUGAGCUGUAGCUGACAAUAUCUAUGUAAUGGGAACCGUUAUAGAUUAAAGUUGUAGAUGUAGAUGUAGAUAUUGGAGCUUGAGAGGUUAACGAUUACCUUCGAUGAUCUUCGAGGCUGGUAAUAUAUUUAUAUUACCUUUGUAGGCGUCUCCGUGACCGCUUCAUCGAAGCAGAGCGUCUCACUCUUGCCAUGGAGGUGUCUACCAAGUGUGGGCUUGACCCCUCAGGGGUGUGGGGUGCGGCCGCCUUUUCUCUCUUACAAGCGGGGGAUUUUCCUGGAGCUCGAGAGAAGUUUAGUCGCUGUAUGAAGGUAAAAGAACGCCCAAUCUACCUUGAUGCCUUUUUGCUGAAAAGAACUGAUUUGAUAUAGCGUUUCCUUCUAACAUGCAUUCAAACCGUUCAUUGCCAGAGUGAGUGAUUGUGUCUCUAAGGUAGUUCUGACUUUUGAGUCUGUGGAUGAAAUCCUAUGGUGAAACCAUUCAAAUGAAACCUCUUCUGAAGUUCUUUCACAUGGUACUAUUUAUUUAGUAUGUAGUUCUAACUUUUGAGUCUGUGGAUGAAAUCCUAUGGUGAAACCAUUCAAAUGAAACCUCUUUGACAUAACUAUGACGUAGUACAAUUUGGUUUUCCGUAUUUUGCAAAAUAAAUUUUAGAAAUUUUGUUGAAUUUUGACUUUGAUCACCUUUGGAUGUUAAAAACCGAGUUAAAAGGGAACAACCAUUCAUUUUUGCGCCUAUCCAUCAAUGCGUUCCUUGGGUUCAUUUAUUAACUCUUUUUUUAUUCAUUUAAUUAACCCUCAACGUGUCCAGUCGUGAUAAAAAAGUGAACUAAAAUGUGCUUUUUGCAGCCCGAGGAAGGAGGAAAACAGCAUCAACAACACAAUUCACAAUACCUGGAGAAGAUCAUCAAUAUUCUUCAGUCAUCACCUAUUCUGGCAUACAAACAGGUGCGUAUCACAGCUGUUCGGAGUUUUCCGGCAUGAUUGUUUUCCCCCUAAAAGAAAGUGAAAACAAAGUGACUAACACAAUAUUUUUCGUUGUGACUGUAUGCAUGUGUUAUUCUAAAUAGAAACCUAGGGCGUGGCAGCUUGUCUAGUGUUGAAGAUUUUUUCAUUUUUUUCUCACUCUUCACUGUGUUUCCUUGUUAAUGUGCUAAUAUUUGAUCCGCAGUCCACUGAUGAUCUUAUGUCUCCUUUCAACGGUCUUUUGGAAAACAGUAGGGUGAGUUAUGAUUUUCUCCGUUUUAUCUAUUUUUUUUUUGUUCACUUCUGUUUAAAACGCUUGACAUUAUACGCGAUAAUCACAAGAGUUUUUGUCACCAUCACAAUAAGCAUUACUAUCUAGGGGAAGAAGACUCGAAGAAAUUGCUUCGUCGUAAGUGUUUUCCUAGUUCAGUUUUCAUUAGAGCGCUUUAUAGAUUCUAAGACGAGAACGACUACGAGUACGAGAUUUUCUCAAUAGUAAGUAGUGCUACUGUAAUUUCUCACGCGUUUGCCUACUCGUCAAGAUGGCGUCGAAAACCGUGACAAGGUCUGUAACGAUAACAGUGCUAACUUUUCUGGUGAAAAAAAGGACAAUGAUUAAUUUCGGGGUGUCUAUUUUUUGACAGCACGUGAAAAAACUUAAAUCAAAUCUCGUACUCGUAGUCGUUCUCGUCCCCGAAUCUAAAGGUCUCUGUUGGUUCUGUGCUUGUGUUGUAGAGUUUCCAAGGUGGUAACUCAUGCCUUGACUCUAAGCGUUUUGAUGAGUGCCUCUAUUAUCUUCACACGUACGGCAGUCCCUCAUCGCUUGUGGCCUUUUAUGUAAGACACGGUUGUUUUAAACAUGCCUGCAGAUACAUCCUAGAUCAGGUAAGUCCGCGGUUCAAUCUAUAUUUGUAUUCUUUAAAGCAGCUAUGUCACACUAUUUUUAUGAUUUUGCUUUUUUUCUUUUUUUCGGGAGCAAGGGAUGGCGCAGCGGUGAGAGCGGCACUUGCCUGCCACCAAUGUGGCCCGGGUUCAAAUCCCGGCAUUGACGCCGUGUGGGUUGAGUUUGUUGUUGGUUCUCUCCUCUACUCCAAGAGGUUUUUCUCCUGGUUCUUCGGUUUUUUGCCUCUCUUCAAAAACCAACAUUUCCAAAUUCCAAUUCGACCAGGAAAGGUAGAACCACUAUUUGGAUGUGCUACCUCUCAAUCGUUACUUAUUAGUUACUUUUUUACUUAGUUACUUACAGACUUGAAGGUGAUGUUCGCUAAAACGUCUCGUGUAAAGGACGGGACGAUUCGCAACGACGAUUCUUAGCGCAACACAGGGUUCAAAUGUUGGAACAAUAUUGCAGCCAUUCGAAACAAUGUAAAAACAAUGUUGUAUCGCUGUGUUGCGCUGAAAAUCAUCGCCGCGAAUCGUCCCUUGUAACAUCACCUUAAACUACAAAUUAGCACACGGCAGAGUACUUGAUGUUGCUGUUUUUUUCCUCCUUAGCAAUGCCCCACGGAAGUUUUCAUCGAAAGUUUCUUCAUGCGGCUCGUUCUUAAAGGCAGUUGGUCACUGCUGAAAGAACAAAUGGAAACCGCUGACCCGUCUUUACAGUCCUGGAUGCCAUACUUGACUGCCACUUGUAAAUUUUUACUUCGAAGAAGUUUUCAUCAUCAGCUGUAUGAAGUACAGGUGUUCAUGAGGGUAAGUAGACAUUGAUGGUUUGUUCAAUAAGCCUUAAUAGGUAGGGGUGGUGGAGAAUGAGAAUCUGGAUUUAGGUUCACUGUUAUCGCUAACUGGGGGAAGGGUGACUGCGCCAGUGUCUCUAUGUUGCGGACUAGUUAACAAAAAGAGAAAGUAAUUUUCUAUGGUCUACACUCUUGAAGACCAUAGAAAUGACGCCAAACCGUUUUAGUGGAACCACGAGACGCAGCGAUUGGUUUUACUCCAAACUUCUCAACCUUUUUGUACGUGAUUUCUAUGAUCUAUAAGAGCGUAGACUAUACUGAGACAAUUGCUGCCUAUUUGUUUUUUACUGUAACCUUGACAGAUUUUAUCGUCCAUUCGAUUGAAAUUGCUUGAAAAUCAUGCUCGGAAGACAGCGCCAUCAUCGCAACAUUUCCAUGCUCUAUACUCCCAUAGACCGUAGCUCUCGACCUAUCAGCGCACGAGUAAAAGCGCCAUCAUCGCCAAUACUUUGUCUUUAUACAUCCUUAUUCAUAAGAACUGAUUCGGCCACAGGGUAUUUAUUACACAUUCAGAUUUAUUAAAUUAUAGGGAAACUAUUAUUUUCAGGACUUUUUCCGCGCCGCACAGACUUGCAUCCGUUUUUACGAGGGCGCGGCCGGAGGUCCAGUGACAUCAUACGAGGACCUUUUCGCCCGACUCCACCACUUGGAGGAAGCGAAACGCCAUAUCGAGACCGUGAUCGCGGAGAAAAAAUCUCCCAAGGGAACGGUGAAUACUGUGUUCGCUUAUCUACGACAACGCGGCACGGCUAGCGCAAAGAAUGCCACGGAGGAACCCUCGCACGUGACCAUGUCACUUUCAGAGCUGAACAGUCACGCCAAUACUAUCAACUUACAGAUCGAAGUCACAAACUUUAUGCACAAGUGUGCAGUAGAACGUGGGGGUACUGGCUUGCUGAGAGCGAGCGACGGAAGUCGCCUACCCACCUUGUUUGGAAAUGGACAUGUCAGAGGAGAGUUGGUGGUGCAGGUAAAUACGGAAUUUAUCAGACUGGCCGAAAGUUUCAUGAUUUUUGGUACUUGAUACAAUACUAAGAAUUACCAAACUAGCAAAUAUGAAUGCUAGUAGGCUGUGAAUUAACUCUAUUCCCUUUCGUUUGUUUGUUUAGGUUCUGCUUGCAGGGGUGUCUAUUCAUGAUGGAUUUAUUUUAGCAAGCCGAAUAAUACAGGUUUGACACCAAUUCAAUUGUUGUUAUUCUUCUGAUAUAAAAAUGAACAGUCACGGCAAGAGGUAAUCUAUUUGUUUUAUACAAUAACGCAAAGCGAAAAACUUUCCUUAUGGCACUCAACUGUUGAAGGAUUUGUUCUUAUUCAGGUAUAUUCCCUCCUUUAGCGCUCUUAUCCUCUAUGUUUCUUGUUUUGCUAACUUGUCUUCAAGGUGUACUCAAUAUUUUUCAAUGUUUUUUCGUAGUUCGCUAGUCAGAAUGAACUCGAUAAAACUUAGCCGGUGUUGGAGACAGUCUUACAGCGAAAUUCGUUCUUUUGCGCUGCGCGUAUUGCAAACUUCUAAGGGAUUUUGAGUUUUUCUGUUCCGUCAAUCAUUUGAGUGAAGGCGGGGUUAAUGCAAAUCACAGUGUAGGGUGCUCGCUCAGCCUGGCUGAGAAUAACUCCAGAUUGUUCAGAAAUAGCGAAGGUAAUCCCGAUGGUGAGUGGAUGUUUUGUCGAAGGAAGGAGGUAGACGUUGCUUUAUUCUGGCAAGUGACACGAGUAAGAAAGAUAAGAAAAAAAAUCUUCGAAGCAAACUUGACUGGUCGAUUCUAGUCCGAAACAGGACAAUUGCAAAGCAACGAACCUUGAAACACGAAACAAAGAAAACGGAUUGAAAUCUACCAAUCACAAGUCACAAACCAAAACCAAGUAGACGUAUGUUUCCUAAGAGGUCGCUAGGAUGAUUGACGGAACAGAAAAACCCAAACUUCCUUCGAAUUCUGCAAAGCCCGCAGCAGGAUACAACGAAUUUCGCUGUAAUCCAUAAUGUUCUCUAUCUUGUCCUCUAUCACCAACUCACCCAAGUCACCCUAGUCACCCUUGUCACCUAACUCACCCAAGUCGCCCUAGUAACCCUUGUCACCUAAGUCACCCUAGUCACCCCAGUCACCCUAGUCACUCUAGUCACCCUAGUCACCAUAGUCACCCUAGUCACCCAAGUCAUCCUUGUAACCCUAGUCACCCUAGUCACCCAAGUCACCCCAGUCACUCUAGUCACCUUAGUCACCCAAGUCACCCAAAUCACCCUAGUCACUCCAGUCACCCCAGUCACCCUAGUCACCCAAGUCACCCCAGUCACCCUAGUCAAACAAGUCACCUUAGUCACCCUAGUCAUCCUAGUCACCCAAGUCACCCAAAUCACCCUAGUCACCCAAGUCACCCUAGUCACUCAAGUCACCCAAGUCAACCUAGUCAUCCUUGUCACUGUUGUCACCCAAGUCACCCUAGUACUAGUCACCCUAGUCACCCAAGUCAGCGUAGUCACCCUAGUCACCCUAGUUACCCAAGUCACCCUAGUCACCCUAGUCACCCUAGUCACCCAAGUCACCCAAGUCACCCUAGUCACCCUAGUCACCCAAGUCACCCUAGUCACCCUAGUCACCCUAGUCACCCAAGUCACCCUAGUCACCCAAGUCACCCUAGUCACCCAAGUCACCCAAGUCACCCUAGUCACCCUAGUCACCCUAGUCACCCAAGUCACCCAAGUCACCCUAGUCACCCUAGUCACCCUAGUCACCCAAGUCACCCAAGUCACCCUAGUCACCCUAGUCACCCAAGUCACCCUAGUCACCCAAGUCACCCUAGUCACCCAAGUCACCCUAGUCACCCAAGUCACCCUAGUCACCCAAGUCACCCUAGUCACCCAAGUCACCCUAGUCACCCAAGUCACCCUAGUCACCCAAGUCACCCUAGUCACCCAAGUCACCCUAGUCACCCAAGUCACCCUAGUCACCCAAGUCACCCUAGUCACCCAAGUCACCCUAGUCACCCAAGUCACCCUAGUCACCCAAGUCACCCUAGUCACCCAAGUCACCCUAGUCACCCAAGUCACCCUAGUCACCCAAGUCACCCUAGUCACCCAAGUCACCCUAGUCACCCAAGUCACCCUAGUCACCCAAGUCACCCAAGUCACCCAAGUCACCCUAGUCACCCAAGUCACCCUAAUCACCCUAGUCACCCAAGUCACCCAAGUCACCCAAGUCACCCUAGUCAUCCUAGUCUCUCUUGUCACCCAAGUCAUUCUUUUCACCCUCUUUACUCGAGUCACCCAAUUCAUCCUAGUCUCUCUUGUUACCCAAGUCAUUGUUUUCACCCUCUUCACUCGAGUCACCCAAUUCACCCAAGCCACAAUAGUCACCCUGGCAACCCUAGCCAAACAGAGCUUUUGCAUUAGCAGUGAACAGUAUUCGGUACACCAUGAAAUACACAAUCAUUGAAUAGCAAUACAGUUCUUUUCUUUUGUAUAGGAUUAUAAUCUACCAGCAGCACGUGUUUAUGUAGACGUUGGCCGCUCUUUGGCGCGGCAGUACAAGUUCUCGCAUAUUGAAGAGCUUCUAAGUUGCUCAGGAGAAACUGGACAAGUCUCAGAGAAGUGCCAUGAUGACAUCAUACUGGCAUGCGUCAGCAUUGUAUGCGCUGACCAGAGCCAGGUGCGUUCAGAUCUUGUUUGGGAGUCUUCAUCACAGUGUGGCUCUACAUGUUUUCGAUUUUUUUUUUCAAUUUUUGGGUUCGGUGUUUUCGCAGCAAUCAAUAUUCUGCGUGUAUGGAGUUGGAGUGGGGAAGGGAAAGAGUUAUUUAACGUAAAGGGCACAAUAGAGAGCACGCUGGUUCACCCCCUCGGGUUGUUGCGCCUGAUCGUUCUCCUCUGUCACUUGUCCUACACCCACCUCGCAGGCUAAAUAAUAAGCUGGACGGACUGACUUAGAUUAACUUUACAGUUUCAGUCAGCACAGCUUCCUCGCUGAGCACAGAAACAGUUUAUAUAGUUUCUGAGAACUGCGGAAAUUACUUAAUUUACAGCAAGGAAAAACAGAGUUUUUUUUUUACCGGCAAUGAAAACGUUUCUAUAAGACAUAAAAAAAUCUGCAAAAUUAACUUUUCCCCUAUACUUUAGUAAUUGUUCUUCUUUGAAGUGAGGAUUCGUAUUGAAUCCGACGGCUACUUUUAUUAACAAAUCAUGAAUACGCAAGUAGUGGUUUUUCUUUUUUAAUUCUUCUUUUUUCUUUCAUAAUUAACAUUGCAACAGGCGAAGAACCUUGAAGGACUUAUUAAACUUCUCAAGAGCGACACGAACCAGGUAAAACCUAGGAUCUUCUUUUAUUUAACACCUUUAAAAAAGAGUAAUUGUCAAAAAUAUCUUUAUUUCCUUUAGAUAAACGCGUUUGUCAUGUGCGGCAAGCUCAAAUCAGCUUAUCUGAUCGCCGUCAAGCGAGACCGCGUGGAGGCCAUACGGGAGAUCGCUGAGGUGGCGCUGAACUCGGGACAGAGCAAGAUGGUGGAGAUCUGCAACAAAUAUCUUAACCAGGAUGCUAAAAAGAGAGAGGCCCAGGAAAGAAAACAAGCGCUGCAGAGGAAACACAGCCACAACGCUGACUCUAAAAGAUAGCAAAAAGCCAAAAAAUAACUGUGGAAUUAAUCUGUCGAAAAGAAAAACGCAAUCGCAACGAUAAUCCUUUUAAUAACAUCUUGAUGAAAAUUAAUCUCCUAUCCAGAUCUCCCCAAUUUUCAGCUAAGAAAAGUGUGAUCUGGAUACGAGAUAAAAAAGGGUAGAUCACCAAGUGACGUAAUGCAAAUGAUCGAAGCAACAUUGCGCAAGAGGCUAUUUCCGAGUUGUAAAAAUCCUCGCUUUGUAAUUAAGGCCAAGUGAAAAAGAAUUUUGGUUAAGACGAGUUUUAUUCGCGUGAGAAGGGAAGGUUAUUUUCAUUGGCCAUUUUAGGUUGCGCGUGGACUGCGUCCAAUUGCAUUGUGGGUCUGUUUUGGGGUGGUCAUCUCAUUUUUGUUGGCUAUUAUCACGUUAUACUGGACACCGGAUCCCAGACGUGUCCCAUGGUGCAAUGCGACACAUCAUCGACCAAGUCCACCCCAAAAUGAUCAAUAUCUAAGAAGUAAACAGGACUAGCCUCGUAGCCUGCAUACGGCCGCCCCCUCCCCUCAAAAAAUAGACACAGGCCAUAGCCUCGUUAUGAAAAUGAGUCUGGGGACAAAUUGAAAAUGACCUAAACUCUUAUACAAUGGGUCUUUCCAAUUUACCAAAGAACUUGUCUCAUUUGACACAAGUUUCAUUCGUACCCCUCUCUCGAUAAAAUCAAGAUGGCACAGAUAUCGCGGUGAAUAGCUUACAACUGGGGAAUUCUUGUGAAAACUCGUGAAUGAAACUCGCAGUUUCCACUGAUAAAGUUAAGGUUCCACUUUUCAUUCUCAAGGAUGAUGAAACGUGCUCUAAUAACAGGGGCUAAAUACAUGUACAGAAUUGAAAUCAAAUGAAGCUUUAUUUUUAAAGUUUGCUAAAUUUUUUGGGUUCGGUGUUGAAUGUGAAAUAAAUGAAAAAAAAAAAGUUUCUAUUACUAUAUUUUGUACAGAAUAAUCUUUGUUCUUUUUAGACUUAAAUCGAAUGCCAAAUUGAAAUUGUGUAAUAAAGUUG
Porites evermanni is the source of this 37029-nucleotide messenger RNA. Lineage: Eukaryota; Metazoa; Cnidaria; Anthozoa; Scleractinia; Poritidae. The record is from the annotation of a GenBank genome assembly.